Messenger RNA from Gavialis gangeticus (Gharial), 3729 nucleotides. It is a transcript of the gene WDR49, whose product is annotated as WD repeat domain 49. Gene Ontology annotation, molecular function: protein binding; calcium ion binding. Bases 197 to 3334 code for a protein of 1045 amino acids. The record is from RefSeq and is a predicted model, not a curated record. The transcript has 20 exons. Lineage: Eukaryota; Metazoa; Chordata; Crocodylia; Gavialidae.
CUUCACUGUUCCUGUAAAUAUGGCCUUAAGUUUAAACUCUCUUUCCUCUAGAGGAAAAGUGUUACAACUUAGCAAAUGUGUGUGGGAAAGAUAAUGGAGUUCUAAUCACUACAUUAAAUAGCACAUUAUUAGUGAGAAGGACAAGUGUUGAGAAUAAACUUAAGUGCCUGAAGAUGGUAACCAAAGUGAAUCAAGCAUGAGCUGUAAUCAUCUUUCGUUUAAAGAUUCCCAGUCCUGUGCUGGGUGCCGGACUUCAGGGAAAACCAUAAUGAAAACUGAGCAACUUGAAAAUAGACUAAGUAUUCAUGAUUUUAUGAAAAUACAGGACACUUUUAUGAAGUCUCCAGGAUCGAACGGGACAGCGGUCAUGACUAGAGAAAUGUUCACAGAGCAAAUGGCUGCAGCAGUCGGACACAGUACUAAGGAAGAAUUUGGUGAGCUGUUUGAUAAAGUAGAUUUGGCUCGAAAUGGUUUCAUUGACUGGGACAAAAUGACCUCAUUCAUGCUGCUAAGCUUUUAUGAGAAAGAUGAGCGAAUGAAUUCAACAGUCAUUCCACAGUGGAAGAAUCUCCGACUUCUUUCACCUGUCCACAAAGAUACUAUACAAAACAUUACUUAUUUGAAAGGCUCCAGCUGUUACCUGACUGCGAGUAGGAAUGGUUUGCUGGGAGUCUGGGGAGAGAACUUAAAGCUACAGAGAACUCUGCAGAUUACUACAGAAGAAGUCAAGUUGAAAGACCUGUGGGUGACAACAGUGGUUUCACUGGCAAAUGUAAGCAAGAUAGCUGUUGCCUUCACAAGCAAAGAGAUCUGCUUCUAUGAUCUGAAUUCUAAGCAAGGAUUCUCUUGUCAGUACAGACUAUACGGCCUGCAGGGAACUGUACUGUGUAUGGAGUAUUGGUACAAUCCUCAUGAUGGAAAUGAAGCCAUUUUAACAUUUGGUGAUGUCUCUGGACAGGUUCAGGCCAUUGCUUUCACCACUGCUUUGAUCUCUUUGUUUGAACGACCAGCUAGUUCCCCUGAAGGAGAGGAAGCAACAGUGACCAUCAGCUGGCAGGAGCUGGUCUCUGGGUAUCACAAAUGCUGCUAUACAUUAAAGCAUAAAAUUCAUUAUAAAGACUGGGUUAAGCAAGUUGCAUACAGCUCCUCUUUAGAUGCCUUUAUUUCCAGUACAACCAGUAAUAUUAAUACACUGGUGCUGGCUUGGAGAGAGAAAUUAAAGCCCCAUCUUACAACUACAUCCUUCAACAUUGCCCGGGGAGUUAAUGCUUUUGACUUCCACUCCCGACUCAGCUUAAUUGCUACUGCUGGAAUUAAUCACCAAGUUUGUCUUUGGAACCCUUAUGUCACAUCUGAACCUGCUGGAGUUCUACAAGGCCAUUCUGCCGCUAUAAUAGCUGUCCAGUUCAUUACUGAACGAAAGCAGCUUUUUAGCUUCUCAAAGGACAAGGUGUUAAGGAUCUGGGACAUUCAGCAUCAGCUGUGCAUCCAGAGAGUUGCUGGCUCCUUCCCAAAGAGUCUGGAAUUCCAGUCCACCCUUUAUUUUAAUGAAGCUCAUGGACGGCUCUUCAUCUCAUUUAAUAACCAACUGAUGGUGUUGGAAAUGAAGCAGGAAACCAAUAGAAGGGUCACAAGUCAUAGGAAAGCUGUUACUUGUGUGCUUUACAAUUCGGUCUUCAAGCAGGUAAUCAGCUCAGAUAUAGGAUCUACCGUUACCUUCUGGCUGAUCGAUACUGGGCAGAAAAUCAAACAGUUUACUGGUUGCCAUGGGGAUGCUGAGAUUAGCACUAUGGCAUUGGAUGCAAGUGAGACAAGGUUCUUAACAGGGAGCACAGAUGGGACAAUAAAGAUUUGGGAUUUCAAUGGACACUGUCACCACAAGCUCAGCAUUGGAAAAGACCGAGCUGUUGAUAUCUCCCAGAUCUUGGUACUAAAGGAGACAAUAUUAAUUACAGGCUGGGACAGGAUAAUUACUGUCUUCCGACUGAGUAACAUGACGCAGUUUCUUGUUCAGCCUGCAGAGUGGAAAGGAGGGGUACAGCAUCAGGAUGACAUCCUUUGCGCUGCAUUUUCACCACCACAUACUCUAGUUACAGGGAGCUUUGGUGGCGAAAUUGUCAUAUGGGAUAACAGCACGGAAAGUGUCUACCUUAAGCUUCACCUUGAUCUGCAGAAGUCUCUGAAAUCAAAAUCAGAUACUCAGUACCUACAACAGCAACUUAGUUCUCAAAGAACGUCCUCCAAAAGAUGUACAAUAUCUGCAGGUGACUUUUAUGACCCUGACGCCAAGUGCAACAAUGCUAUUACUAGGCUUUUCUUCCUAGAAGACAAAAAGAAUAUUUCAGUGACAGGUGGUGCCAACUUGGUGUCAUGUGGAGGUGCUGGCUAUGUUAGGUUUUGGAGUACUGUGAAGAGCAAGCUCAUAGCAGAGUUUGAAGCUCAUGGUGGAGUUGGAUCUAUAAUCAUGACCAUUGAUAAAACGAGUCAGUACCUCAUAACUGGGGACCUGAUUGGAUGUGUGAAAAUAUGGAAUAUACAGGACUACUGUCUUAGUCCCAGUGAGAGCAAGGUAACAGAGCCACCUCCCCUGGUCAGAUCAUUUCAGCCGCACAACGACCGUGUUACCUACCUGGAGACCUGCGAGCGAAAUGGUUGUCUGCUCAUCCUCACUUCCUCUGCAGACUGCAGCGUUGCUCUUAGUGAUCUCUCUGGUACAACAAUUGGAAUAUUUGGGCAGGAAGAGCACUGGCAAAUUGAAAAUACUCCUAUUCUCCUCAAAGAUGAGAGAAAACAGGAAGAAAGCAUGAGGCAAAUGGAAAAGGAGGAAGUUGAAACGGGAAAAACGGCCUCCGUUCCUGAGGAAGAGUCUCUUCCCAGUUCUGUGGAGCCAGCUGUACUUUUCUUGCAUGAUGAAGAGGAAUCAGUUUGCAUGACCAGCCCAUGGGAAAAUACAAUAUUGGGUAAAAAAUACAAAGAAAUCAAUAUACAGAAAGGAAAGAAACACAAGCUUUUUCAUGUGAAGAACAUGGGAAACUCAACUGGCACAUUUAGGUCAUUAAAUAUUGGAACACUUGAGGAGGUUGUUGAACUGAACAGGCCUGACUUUGUUCUAAACCCUAACAAAUACUUUGGUGAAAAGACAGAGGAGAGAUGCUCUGAAAGUGUGAUGCUUCCUACCCUGUCAGAAACAUUGAAAGCAGUAUUUGAUGAGAAGAGCCUGUUCCCCAAAGAAAUUCUGGAGCGUGAACAAAAAGCAAGGCAACUGAAUAAACAAAUAUGCAGUGGAGGCAAGAUAAAAACACAUAAAAAACAAACCAAGUUAAAAGAAAAAUAAUUCUUCCCUUCAUUUUAGUAGAAGAGCUAUGUUUUAUCAUCUUGGUGGGAUGGAAAUUAAUAUCGGUGGAGAACUGCAUGAAAUAAACCAAGCAUAGGACUGGAUAACAACUAAACCACAGACCUGAAUUUGAAGAAUGCAUUUUCAAAAUAUUUGCUAUAGUCAGAAGAACUCUGUUACCUUGUUUCUGAUUGUUUGUUACCUUUAUUUUGUACCAAAUGUUUGCAUAUUUUCUCCUGCAGAAACCCAGUCUAUACUGAAAAAUCACGAUGUGCUGUACAAAGGCUUACCUAGUGUUAUUACAAGUACCUUCUAUGACUACUGAAGCUAUUCCUUGACAUUACCCUUAUGCUGUUUACAGCCAAACUUUGUAAGUGCAUAUGGUACUUCACAAA